CUGAAAGUCCCUCCUCUCGCAGGAAGAAACCAAACUUCCUGCUCCGCUGCUCCUAAAACACUCAACGGCAAACAUGGCGACCCUCCUCCGCAGACUGGCGGGUCUCCGGUGCUCGCCGAGGCCGUGGACGGGAGUGAUUCUGCGGGAAGCGCACGGCCGAACGUCCGCUCUCACCCCCCGGGCCGCGUGGCCGCCGCUGGCCGGCGACGGCCGCCCUCUGACGGCGGGCCGCCGCGCACUCUGCCGCGGGCAGCACACCGAGGCGGAGCCGGUGCAGGUGGAUGUGAAGCGGUUAGAGGGGGACGACGAUGGCAUCGUGGAGGUGUUGUUGUGCCGACACAAGGCGAGAAACGCUCUGGGCUACGUGUUCGUGUCGCAGCUGAGGAACCUGGUGUCCGCUCUGUCCAACGACUCGGUCGCUAAAGUGGUCGUCUUCCGGAGUUUGGUGCCGGGUGUUUUCUGUGCAGGUGCCGACCUGAAAGAGAGGGCCGGGAUGAACCCCGCCGAGUCCGACCUGUUUGUUCACGGCCUGCGAACCCUCAUGACGGAGAUAGCAUCGUUGCCCAUGCCGACCAUCGCGGCGAUGGACGGCGCCGCCCUGGGAGGCGGGCUGGAGUUGGCCAUGGCCUGUGACCUCCGCACCGCCGCGUACACUGCACAGAUGGGUCUGAUUGAGACGACGCGGGGGCUGCUCCCGGGGGCGGGGGGCAGUCAGCGGCUGCCGCGCGCCGUCGGCCUCGCUCUGGCCAAAGAGCUCAUCUUCACAGGUAAGCGGUUGGGAGGACAGGCGGCUCUGGAGAUCGGGCUUGUGAACAGAGCGGUGGAACAGAACCAGAGCGGAGACGCUGCACACGGAGAGGCGCUCAGCCUGGCCAGAGAGAUACUGCCCCAGGCUCCCGUGGCGGUGCGGCUGGCGAAGGAGGCGAUGAACCGAGGCAUGGAGGUCGACAUUACAGCAGCGAUGGCGAUAGAGAGGAUGUGUUACACUCGGGUCAUCCACACACGGGACAGAAAGGAGGGCAUGGCCGCCUUCCUGGAGAAGAGACCCCCGCGCUUCACCGGGGAAUGAACUCUCUCAUUAAACCUCGUGUCUGAUGGACCAUUAACACCCAUUGAUUUGUGUGUGUCGAUACACCGCUGGAGGUCGCUGGAGGUCGCUGGAGGUCGCUGGAGGUCGCUGACAUUCAGCAGCCGACUGACGGAGGCAGGUCUUCGGAGGCCCAUUUCUGCCUCGGAUAACAAACAAAAAGUUUGAAAAUAUUGAGCAACGUUCUCAAAAUAACAAAGUCUCAAACAUUUAGAAAGUUCCUCGUUAUUUUUUAGAUACCAAGUCGAAAAUAUUGAGUUUCAAAUUAUUUUCAGAGAUGCUAACUCAUUAUUUUGUGAUAGAUUAAUUUUCUUUCCUUCAUCCCAAGUUCUCAGAAUGCUGCUUCCAGAUUAAUUUACUCAUAAUUAUCGAUAAAAAAGGUCCCAACACUUUAACUCAGAUUUCAUACGUGUUCAUGUCAUCUUUUGUAAUAAAAAGACCAAACACACAAA
Messenger RNA from Cyclopterus lumpus (lumpfish), 1539 nucleotides. RefSeq names its product enoyl CoA hydratase domain containing 2 (gene echdc2). Gene Ontology annotation, cellular component: mitochondrion. Bases 74 to 1069 code for a protein of 331 amino acids. The transcript is spliced from 11 exons. The record is from RefSeq and is a predicted model, not a curated record. Lineage: Eukaryota; Metazoa; Chordata; Actinopteri; Perciformes; Cyclopteridae. Gene Ontology annotation, biological process: fatty acid beta-oxidation. Gene Ontology annotation, molecular function: enoyl-CoA hydratase activity.